GAACGUCUCACUAGUCAUGGCAGCUUGGGAUUGUCAAGUAGUAGUCCUGCUUAUACGACACAUACAAGCGGCCACAGUGGACGGGGAGGACCUUCUUCAGGACAUGGUAGUCAUGGCGGAACCCAUGGGUCUGCGGCUGCAAUGCAUCACCAAUCCUUGCAAUCAGAUUUUCAACCCCCCUAUUUCCCUCCACCGUUCCAUCAUUCAACUCAGAGUCCACCACAACAACAGGUACCUGCAUAUUUACAGAAUCAUGGAGCAUUAGAAUAUUUGGGGACAGACCCGUACGGUCAACCGCUUUCCUCUUUGCACCAUGCUCCGCUGCACCAUUAUAAUCAACUCGCGGGCCUACGAACAACUCAAGAUCAACUUGGUAUACACAGAUCUCAUAGAGAGGCAGAACUUCAAGGUCAUGUGGCUCAGCUAUCUCAUGGCUUUCCAUACACAGAUAGAAGAGUGGAAUAUGGUAGUACACUAACAGGAGGAACCACACAUGGCGGCCGGUUAGCUCAUGACCAUGAUCCCUUAGCCCUACAUCAAGCGCUACAGAAUGCCGUUGACGAUGUCCAAAAUCCCGGUAUAGAUGACAAUGUUACAUUUAUGUCGGACCUACCUCUAAUAAAAAGUAUUAAAAGUGGGAAAGAAAUUGGCAGUAUUGGAUCCGGUUCGCCCAGUGAGGUAUUCUGCGCUGUUCCAGGACGACUUAGCCUUCUUUCCAGCACGUCCAAAUACAAAGUUACAAUUGCCGAGGUGCAAAGGAGGUUAUCUCCGCCCGAAUGUUUAAACGCUUCUUUACUAGGCGGAGUCCUUCGAAGAGCCAAGAGUAAGAAUGGCGGGCGACUUCUAAGGGAAAAACUUGAAAAAAUUGGCUUGAACUUACCUGCUGGAAGACGAAAGGCUGCUAAUGUUACAUUGCUCACAUCUUUAGUGGAAGGAGAAGCUACUCACCUGGCAAAAGAUUUCCAUUUCGUCUGCGAAACUGAGUUUCCAGCACGUCAGCUUGCCGAGUAUGUUAUAAGACAUCAAACAGAACCCCAAGAUUCUUAUCGACGAAAAGAACUUCUUAUUCAUUCGCAACAGAUAACAAAGGAACUUAUGCAAGUGCUAAGCCAAGAUCGCACUACGCAAUAUGGUACCAGAUCCCAACAUUUUCUAGAGCCGUCAAUGCAACGUCACUUAACACACUUCUCUUUGAUUACCCAUGGAUUUGGAUCCCCAGCCAUUAUGGCCGUAUUGCACGCAUUCCAGACUUUUCUUAAUGAAUCACUAAAUUAUUUAGACAAAUUAUACCCCUCAAAUAGUGGUGGCAUGGUAUCUUCUUCUCUUGACAAGAAUAAACUCGAUAGUGAUAAGAAAUGAUAGAAUAAACUUGCUUUAUUUUAUUAAAAGAACGUUUUAAACGAAGUUAAAUAUACAAGCUUUUAUUACAGAAAGAGUUUAGUAUGUUUCGUAAAGAAAUAUAUACGGCCUAUGUAUGUAUGUGAGCAGUUUAUAUUUAAAAUAUAAUUUUAAGAUUAUAUCGGCGCUUGGCGUUCAAUAUCUCUUAUACCGCAAACUGAAUAUCACGUAUGUAUGUAUGUAUUUAUUUAUGUAAAACAAAGUACGAAAUUUUCACAAAAGAGCAACGACAUUGAUAACACUGUAGGGAAACUAAAAUGAUAAAAAAGCGUUGAAACAUGUAAGCUUAAUUGUGAGUCGUAGAUUACGGAUCUGCAUACCGCUUUCUAGAUAAGAUCGCGUACGAUAGUGCGUAUGAGUAACAUUAUUUCCACACGAGAAAUAUUUUUCAUUAUUUCAGAACUUGAGAUUUUCCUUACAGCGUAAUUAAAACUUGUGAAGGAUGUUUUAACUUUAAAAGUGAGCUUCUAUCUACAAUAAUUAUACAGUGCUACAAAAAUAAAAACGGAAUACACCCGAUAUAUAAGAUAGAGCAAGUUGUAAGUAGGGUCGAAUACAACAUACAAAUAGGUUUCUUGUAGUCCUUGAACCUUUCAUUUUUUCAUCCGUUAUUUUCGUACUUAAUGCACUAAUCCAUUGAAUUAAAUUAGGGUACGGUAUUAAUUUAGGACUCAAUUCCUCAGUUAAUAGUAGUAGUAUUUACUACCUACAUAAUCGACACAAUUUCUUUUUUUUUUCGUUUAAAUUGGAGACCAUAGCAAGAUGUACUCACAUCCAAGACAACAUGUCAGAAGAGCCAAAAAUACAGACAGUAACCAACAAAGAAUACACAAGACCAUCCAGGGAUGCCAACUCAUUUCAUCUUUCUCGGAAUUUUUAGAAGCCAAUAUAAUUCUAGUGGGUAAAAAUUACAGUCGAAUUUUGAUUUUUUUUUUUUGCUAGGGCCUCUCGCACUUCCUUCCACUCGGCUCACUUGAAUUUAUAUAUUAUCAUUAUUUAAUAUUAGCUAAUGAAAAUAAA
Rhagoletis pomonella (apple maggot) is the source of this 2418-nucleotide messenger RNA. It is a transcript of the gene TfAP-2, whose product is annotated as transcription factor AP-2-epsilon. Gene Ontology annotation, molecular function: DNA-binding transcription factor activity, RNA polymerase II-specific; RNA polymerase II transcription regulatory region sequence-specific DNA binding. The record is from RefSeq and is a predicted model, not a curated record. NCBI's taxonomy places the organism in Eukaryota, Metazoa, Arthropoda, Insecta, Diptera, Tephritidae. Gene Ontology annotation, biological process: anatomical structure development; regulation of cell population proliferation; regulation of transcription by RNA polymerase II. Gene Ontology annotation, cellular component: nucleus.